AUGAAGUUCACUCUCCCUCUUCUCGCUCUCCUGGCCGGCUUUGCCGCUGCUAAGAUUGACGGCUCGUCGGUAAACGACAUCGACAAUAACGAACUCGGCGAGGGUGCACCCAACCACUGCCCGGUCGGCAGGCCCUGCAGCAGCGAUAGACAAUGCGGCUCAUGCUCAUGCAAUGACUGGACCGGCAAGUGCACGGAAUAA
Molecule: messenger RNA, 201 nt
Organism: Metarhizium robertsii ARSEF 23
Lineage: Eukaryota; Fungi; Ascomycota; Sordariomycetes; Hypocreales; Clavicipitaceae
Exons: 2
Coding region: 1-201 (66 amino acids)
Source: RefSeq, a predicted model, not a curated record